AUGGCUUCAAGGUUAUUCUGCAGAGCUGGAACUCUAGCCACGCAGGCCCUGAGGGCCCACGGUCCCACUGGAGUCUCCAUGGUGCACUCAAUGGCAUCUGGAGGUGGCAUUCCUACUGAUGUUGACGAGCAGGCAACCGGGCUGGAGAGGGAGGUCAUGCUGGCUGCACACAAGAGAUGGGACCCAUACAAUAUGCUUGCCCCAAAGGAGGUAGCCUCAGGUCCCAAGGAAGACCCUAAUUUAGUCCCCUCCAUCACCAACAAGCAAAUAGUGUGCUGCAUCUGUGAAGAAGACAAUAGUGCUGUCAUCCAAUUCUGGCUGCACAAAGGCAAGGCCCAGCCAUGCCCUAGCUGUGGAACCCAUUACAAGCUGGUGUCCCACCAGCUGGCCCACUGAGGCCCUGCACUAACUCACUCAAAAUGUGGUGUAAAGUUUCUUCUUUCCAAUAAA
Hippopotamus amphibius kiboko is the source of this 450-nucleotide messenger RNA. Its product is annotated as cytochrome c oxidase subunit 5B, mitochondrial-like. The transcript has a single exon. Bases 1 to 396 code for a protein of 131 amino acids. NCBI's taxonomy places the organism in Eukaryota, Metazoa, Chordata, Mammalia, Artiodactyla, Hippopotamidae. Gene Ontology annotation, biological process: mitochondrial electron transport, cytochrome c to oxygen. Gene Ontology annotation, cellular component: mitochondrial envelope. The record is from RefSeq and is a predicted model, not a curated record.